AUAUGAACUGAGCGACAAUCAGAGGCAGAGGAAGUACUUUCAGUGGCCGCAUCACGGUUGUGGAGCUGGCCGAACUGCAAUGGUGGAUUGGAGCUCAGUAGACCAAGGAUUGAAAUCUGGCUCUACCUGUGGGGAAUCUCUCGGUUCUUGAGCUUGCGUGUCUGUAAAAUGUGGGUGAUCGGAGUGCCUACCGCCUCAGCAUCCUGACCCCUGAGAAGUGGUCCUGACCAAACACACGCACGUACAGAAAAGGCCAGAUCAGAGCUGGAAAGAGCCUGUGUCCUUGCUGGCAUCACUGGAUCCCAGAGUGUGACCCGCGUGCGCCCACCCUGCCUUCUGAUUUCAUUUUGUGUGACUGUGCAUUGCCUUUGUGCCUAAGCCCGCUUGAGGAGGGGGUUCCUCUUUACUCACAGCACAAAGCAGACAUCCUGAUAUGCCUCUCUCCUUCAGCCUCAAAGUCCUCCUGGUAGAAGGACGGUAACUCUGCCUACUCGACGUUUGUUGGGAGACCUGCAGGAGACGAUAGAUGGGAAACACCUAGCUGAUAUUACCUGGCACAUGGAAGGCACGGAGUAAGAGGCAGCGCUGUCUGUCCUGCUUCUUUAAUCCACAGCACCCGGCCUGCAGAUGACCCAAGGGCCAGGUGGAGCUAUGAGCACCAACUACACCUCCAUGGAUCCACUCCAGAAGUGUAACCCAACACUGAUUUCGGAAUCUUCCCCAGUGAUCUCUGAAGAGACUUCCCGGGAAGUCACAGCAGCCUCCCCUCCUUCCUUCUCAGAACUGCUGAUGAUGGGCCUCGGGGACCUCAAAAGCAGUCCUGGCCCCAAAUACCCUGCCCCUCUGCCAGAGGGGCUGCUCCAGCAGCAGUACAGGGAUGACAAGACCCUACAGGAGAGGCGCUGGGAAAGGUCAGCAUCCCCUCAGAGGAAGAGAACACUUCUGGGGCACAUGAGACGGCGACACCUUGAUCACGUGGCACCUUAUCGGGUUGAAAGAAAUGCCAGGAUCUCUUCAUCAGGUGAUAGAGAUCAGAACGGAUUCCGAUGUGAAUGUCGAUACUGCCAGAGCCAUAGGCCCAAUGUCUCUGGGAUGCCUGCAGAGAGGAAAGGGGCCCCACAUCCUUCCUCCUGGGAAACGCUGGUGCAGGGCCUCAGCGGCUUGACCCUCAGCCUGGGGACCAACCGGCCUGGCCUUCUGCCUGAAGGGGUGCUCCAACAGCAGGAGAGAGAGGAGAAGCUCCAACUGGAGAUGCAGCAGGAAAGCAAAAGAAUGUUUCAGAGGCUCCUAAAACAGUGGUUGAAGGAAAACUGAGGCUCUCAUCCUCAUGUAGCAGAGAUCUGAGUGGAUUUGGACAUGGUUGCCGGUGUUGCCAGAUCCUGAGCCCGGAUUCCUGUUGGGGACCAAACAGGAAGCAAUCAGAGAAGGUAGAGAAAUAAGAGCAGUGUGAGGACUGAAAACUCUGUCAGUGUGAGCAUGGAUCCAAUCCCAGGAAGGUCUUACUUUUUCCUGCCUGGAGUUUCUGGAUCACCGUGGGGCUUUCUAUGGAACACUGCAUACCAGAGGUCCUUAACUUCUGUAUUAUGGCUCCCAUGAUGCAUGUUGUCACUUUCCCACCCCAGAUCUCUGUCUCUCCUCCCUGCCUUGUUGUCAAUAAGAUACCAGGUUUCUCUGUAGCAUGAAUGCCCUGUUGAUGGCCAUGUGCUUUUGUGCCAUUUCACUGACUGCCUCCCAGAAGCAACACUAGUUCUGCCGGAAUGCAGCGUGUGCUCAACUGAGAUCCACUUCCAAGAAUCUGAUGCUAAACAACGUGCAGAAAGGGACGCGGGACUGGAACGUGGUGUUUCACCAUUGUGUUAUCUGUGUAAGCCAUUAUGAAUAUGCUGAGCUAACUGUAGAUCAGUGUUUCCCUGCUUUGUAACAUUGAUUGUAUUCUCCUUGGCGGAGUUUCUGAUGGGUUACCUCAUUGUGCAUACCUAAUAAAUAUACAUAAGAAAGGAAAAUA
This is a messenger RNA of Canis lupus familiaris (dog), 2005 nucleotides long. It is a transcript of the gene FAM156A, whose product is annotated as family with sequence similarity 156 member A. Lineage: Eukaryota; Metazoa; Chordata; Mammalia; Carnivora; Canidae. The coding region runs from base 628 to 1314 and encodes 228 amino acids. Gene Ontology annotation, biological process: epigenetic programing of female pronucleus. The transcript has 4 exons. The record is from RefSeq and is a predicted model, not a curated record. Gene Ontology annotation, cellular component: nucleus.